Messenger RNA from Hipposideros armiger (great roundleaf bat), 3012 nucleotides. It is a transcript of the gene UEVLD, whose product is annotated as UEV and lactate/malate dehyrogenase domains. The transcript has 12 exons. The record is from RefSeq and is a predicted model, not a curated record. NCBI's taxonomy places the organism in Eukaryota, Metazoa, Chordata, Mammalia, Chiroptera, Hipposideridae. The coding region runs from base 99 to 1514 and encodes 471 amino acids. Gene Ontology annotation, biological process: protein modification process; lactate metabolic process; protein transport. Gene Ontology annotation, molecular function: L-lactate dehydrogenase (NAD+) activity.
UCGGGCCGCUCGGGAGGUUGGUCCUCGGCGGCCGCCGUCCCGCGACCGGUGGUGGCCAAGGAGGGCCGGGGGCCACCUGGCUGCGGACCUGGCUGGAGAUGGAGUUCGACUGCGAGGGGCUGAGACGGCUGCUUGGCAAGUACAAGUUCAGAGAUCUAACUGUGGAAGAACUAAAGAAUGUAAAUAUGUUUUUUCCACAUUUCAGAUAUUCCAUGGACACCUAUGUUUUCAAAGACAGUUCCCAGAAGGACCUGCUGAAUUUCACUGGUACCAUUCCUGUGAUGUAUCAGGGUAAUACAUAUAACAUACCAAUUCGUUUGUGGAUUUUGGAUUCUCACCCUUUUGCUCCCCCCAUUUGCUUCUUAAAGCCAACUGCAAACAUGGGAAUCUCAGUUGGAAAACAUGUGGAUGCUCAAGGCAGAAUAUACUUGCCCUACCUCCAAAACUGGAGCCAUCCUAAAUCUGUCAUUGUUGGAUUAAUUAAAGAAAUGAUUUCCAAGUUUCAAGAGGAACUUCCCCUGUAUUCGCUGUCAUCAUCUGAUGAAGCACGGCAGGUGGACUUGUUAGCCUAUAUUGCAAAAAUCACUGAAGGUGUCUCAGACAUAAAUUCAAAGAGCUGGGCAAAUCAUGAGAAUAAAACAGUUAAUAAAAUUACUGUGGUUGGAGGUGGAGAACUGGGAGUUGCCUGCACAUUAGCAAUUUCAGCAAAGGGCAUUGCAGACAGACUGGUCCUCCUAGACCUCUCGGAAGGGACUAAAGGAGGGAUGAUGGACCUUGAUAUCUUCAGCCUUCCCAAUGUGGAGAUCAGCAAAGAUUUGUCUGCCUCUGCUCAUUCCAAGGUGGUCAUCUUCACAGCUAACUCUCUGGGUAGUGCCCAGUCCUACCUUGACGUGGUGCAGAGAAAUGUGGAUCUGUUCAGAGCCCUUGUCCCAGCUCUGGGACAUCAUAGUCCACACAGCGUCAUGCUUGUUGCAUCGCAACCAGUGGAAAUCAUGACCUACGUGACAUGGAAACUGAGUACAUUUCCUGCAAAUCGAGUGAUUGGAAUUGGAUGCAAUCUGGAUUCACAGAGAUUGCAGUAUAUUAUUACAAAUGUUUUGAAGGUACCGACUUCAGGAAAAGAAGUAUGGGUUAUUGGUGAGCAGGGAGAAGACAAAGUGACCAAAUGGGGUGGCCAGGAAGAAGUAAUGAGUCAUAACUCUCAGGAGCAGCUGUCCAGCAGAGCCAUGGAACUAUUAAAGUUAAAAGGUCAAAGAUCCUGGUCUGUUGGACUAUCAGUAGCUGACCUGGUCGACAGUCUUGUAAAUGAUAAAAAGAAAGUGCAUUCUGUAUCAAUUUUAGCAAAGGGAUAUUAUGAUAUAAAUAAUGAAGUGUUUUUGAGUUUGCCUUGCAUCCUUGGAACCGGUGGGGUAUCUGAAGUCAUCAAAAGCUCAAUGAAAGACGACAGAGUGACAGAGAAACUCCAAAGCAGCGCAUCAUCAAUCCAUGGUCUCCAACAACAGUUAAAACUUUGAUUCUAAAGUUCGGAGUUACCUGAAAGGAAAGGUCACUUAAUUUUGCCAACAUAUGUAGGGUUAAGAACUUCUAUAUCUUACUACUUAUCCUUACAAAUUGUUUGGUUAAGGUAGGUAAUCUCUUGGUUAGUUUUGUAAUUUGAAUUCUUAGGGAAUUAGAUGAGGAGGAAGAAAAUCUAAUUUUCUUUGUUCUUGAUACACACACACACACACACACCAUUCUUUAAACCUACAGCAGGGAAACAGUAACUGCAAUAUGCAUCAUGUAAAAUUAUGUCUCCUCAAAGCACAUUCAGCACUUUGGUAAUAUUUUGAAAGUAAUAUAUUUUUAAAAGAAAAUUACUCAUUGGCUGUUAUAGUAAAUAUGAUAAGCUGAAGGCCCAGUAUGAAUUUAUGAAAUCUGUGCUAGGUAUACAUUCAAAGGAUCCACAGUUUAAGAUAUUAAUGUUUCCGCUUUAAAAUACAGUUGGGAAAAAAAAGAGUUGGUAGUAACAGCAAUAAUAAUGUUUUCCUCCUUCAAUUAAUUAGCUACCAAAAGUGAAAAAGAAUUUUACUUGUACUUUAAAAUAGUAGAAGGAAAAGUGAAAUUUUUUAAUAAGUGAAUAAAAAGUGUAGUUUAACUUCUAGUGGGACUGUCCUUUUUGAAAUUUUCUAUAACCUUUUCCUGAGUUAUAUCAGAUCUCUUAAUAUCUCAAAAACUCACUGUAAUAAUAUUGGUAGAGCUGUAGAGAAAUGUGUAUUUUCAGUGAAAAUUGAUUAUGAAUGAAAGCCAAGUAGUAUACUUUAAAGCUAAUAUAUGAAGCUUUCAUAAAAGCUAUUGGUUUUAAGGGGGGAGAAGUUGGAUGGACUGAUUGUUCAGAGCAAAUCCUUAACCACUCCUGAAGAAGUUACUCAUUGUACAUAUGCUUUAAUGAUGGGUCAAUAACAAUUAUCUUCAUAUGUGAAAGAAAGCGUAUUACUACUAAGGUGGCAUGCAACUAAUAGUAACAAGUAACAUCAACACUUCUUAUAUUUCAGGCAGUGUGAUAAGCAUUUGAUUCUUUUGUUGAAUCCUCACAGUAACCCAUUGAGGUAGGAACUAUUAUCAUCAUCAUUUUAUAGAAGAGGAAAUUGAGCUUUAGUGAUCUAGAUCUCAUGGCUAAGGGACACUUAACCAUACAAUCUCUACUUUUUCUAAGCACUAGAAGGGGAGAAAGGCCUAAUAGCCAAAAUAGUUACCACAAGACUCUAAAGCUGGGGUUCUGUGCUCUUCCAUUCUCAUAUAGGAGCUGACUUUUUUUUCCAACAUAGUUUUUAGAAAGAUUGAUUCCCUUACUUCCCAGACUUACCCUCAGCAAAUAGCAGAGAGGGGUAUGCACCGAGAUAGGUAUUUAUUUAUUUAGUCAUUCAGGUAGUAUUGACUGGGAGCAUAUAUUAGGCACUGCAGAUACAGUGGUGAGCAAACCUGGACUAGGUACAAGACCUCGUGGUCCUUAUAAUCUAGUAUGGGAGACAGUAA